AUGUCUCGGAAAACUGUCCUGAUCACUGGUUGCAGUGAAGGCGGCAUUGGAGAUGCUCUUGCACAGUCUUUCCAUCGUAAAGGUCUUCGAGUUUUUGCUACAGCUCGGAAUAUAUCCAAAAUCGAACAUCUCAAGAAAUUAGGACUUGAAACUCUUCCAUUAGAUGUCACAGAUGCAGCAUCAAUCAAAGCUGCUGUCGAGGCCGUCAAAUUGGAAACUGGAGGAACUUUGGAUUUUCUCGUCAAUAAUUCCGGUGCUGGAUAUGCUAUGCCACUGCUAGAUACCGAAGUAUCGGUCGCUCAAAAAAUGUUUGACGUUAACGUCUUCGCCCUCAUUGCAGUAACACAAGCAUUUGCAUCACUCCUCAUCACCUCUAAAGGAACAAUUAUCAACAUUGGUUCCAUCGCCGGUCUUUCACCUUCAUAUUGGCAAGGAUAUUACAACGCCAGUAAAGCAGCCGUCAAUUUGAUUACUGAUCAACUUCGUGUUGAACUCGAACCUUUUGGCGUCAAGGUCAUUCUCGUGAUCACGGGUGUAGUCAAGACCAAAUUCUUCGAUAAUCAACCAUCGGUAAAGUUACCGGAGAAUUCUCUAUAUGCACCAGCGAGAGAUAUUGUUGAACGUGCUGCGGCGGGUGACGUUUUAUUGGCUAAUGCAGAGGAUGUGGAUGUUUAUGCGAAUAAAGUAGUGGAGAAUGCUCUGAAGAAGUAUCCACAGACACAUCAGUUGGCUGGUGGAAGUGCUUACAAGGUCUGGUUUGUGUCAACCUUUUUGUGGUAUAAUAUUUGGGAUUGGAUCAUGCCCUCACAAUGGAAUAUAGGAGAAUUAAAGAAGAGGCUUUUGGCGGCCAAGAAAACCGAGUAG
This is a messenger RNA of Sclerotinia borealis F-4128, 864 nucleotides long. The record is from the annotation of a GenBank genome assembly. NCBI's taxonomy places the organism in Eukaryota, Fungi, Ascomycota, Leotiomycetes, Helotiales, Sclerotiniaceae.